AUGAGCAAGAAAUAUGUAUACUGGGAAAAACAAGGAAAUGAUAGGAUGUGUGGCCUUCAUUGUAUAAACACUAUCCUUCAGGGUCCACACUACAGCGAAGACAUCCUGGCAACCAUUGGAAGAGAAAUCGAUGAAAAGGAAAGAGAAUUUUUAAAAGUUGGUUUAAAUGAAGGAAAUAAUAGAAACGAAUUAAUAAGAAAUAAUUCAUCAAAUGUAUUGGAUGAUGGAUUUAUAAACAUUUCUGUUUUGAUUGAAUGUCUAAAAAGAAAGAAUAUAUUACUGAAGAACACAUUUGAAGAUGAUUUGAAAAAGAUUAUAUCAAGUGAUCAUCAAGACAUUGGUUACAUUUGUAAUUUAGAACAGCACUGGUUUAGUAUACGUAAAAUUCAUAAUACUUGGUAUGUCUUAGAUAGUUUAAAAAGUGGGCCGUUAUAUAUUAAAGACAUUAAUUUGAAAUAUUAUUUUAAUGAUAUUAUAAAGAAAUAUCAUGUAUUUUCUGUGCAAAAUAUGAAUCCAUAUAUUUCCUUGCCCAAGGCGGAUAUAAAUUUUGAAACCAAAAAUCCAAAUCAGUUUUAUAUUUCCACAAAUGAAAUUUCAGAAAUUUAUGGAGUUUCAAAUGGAUUUAUAAUGGAAGAUAAAUUUCAUUCUAAUAAUAGAGCUAACCAAAAUUCUCUCUUUUCCUCCAAUUUUAAUGACAAAUCAAAUAAGUUUAAAUGGCCAGAAGUUGGUGGUAGAAAAUUAAAUGAUACCGAUUUGGGGAGGGGUGCGUUACCCACCUCUUCGUAUGAUGCGGACGACGAAUUGCAAAUUGCACUGAGGUUGUCCGUGCAGGAGUACAUAAAGAAUUUGGCUCCCCCAGCAGAAGAAGAACCAUCAAGUGAAGAUAAUUUCAUAAAUUUCUUGGUCAAAUUUUCAAAUAAAAAGAUUCACAAAAAGUUUUCUGUUACAAAAACAAUGACGGAUGUCUUUUAUUGGCUAGAGUACGAAUCUGCAAACAUCCAGGAUUUUGGGACCUCAUUACUCAUGAGGAACAGUUACAACCUUUGUCAGAUGUAUCCCAGGAGGAAGUUCUGCAAAUACCAGAACGGCACUAUAGAGCUGCAUGUGGGAGACAAGAUCGAACAGGUGCAAGACAAACUUCUGGUGGAUUUGAAAUUUGAAAAGGAAGAAACGUUUAUGUUAUCCUAG
Molecule: messenger RNA, 1188 nt
Organism: Plasmodium gonderi
Lineage: Eukaryota; Apicomplexa; Aconoidasida; Haemosporida; Plasmodiidae
Product: ataxin-3
Exons: 6
Coding region: 1-1188 (395 amino acids)
Biological process (GO): protein deubiquitination
Cellular component (GO): nucleus
Molecular function (GO): cysteine-type deubiquitinase activity
Source: RefSeq, a predicted model, not a curated record